This is a messenger RNA of Gaeumannomyces tritici R3-111a-1, 4096 nucleotides long. Its product is annotated as golgi apyrase. Gene Ontology annotation, cellular component: membrane. Bases 1268 to 3388 code for a protein of 706 amino acids. Gene Ontology annotation, molecular function: nucleoside diphosphate phosphatase activity. Gene Ontology annotation, biological process: nucleoside diphosphate catabolic process. Lineage: Eukaryota; Fungi; Ascomycota; Sordariomycetes; Magnaporthales; Magnaporthaceae. The transcript has 2 exons. The record is from RefSeq and is a predicted model, not a curated record.
AAAAAAAAAAAAAAGGGCUCGUAUUGACGCUAGGGCGGAUUGAAAAGUACCGUCUCGAAUAAAGCAAAUCCCAUCGCAUUCAUUCAUCAGCAUCCUCCAGUGGCGCCCGAGUCGGAGGGGUGUUUUAUGCGGCUGUGCCUGCAUGCGAGAAACCCGCUAGUUGAUGGAAGAUAUCGGCUGCUCAGUGCGAAUACGUGUAGCUAGCAAGAGCGCACUGCCCAAUGUCCCCACAAGCGCCACCACUAGCCCAGUCAUUCCCAGACAGCUCCCACUGUGCUCCUGAUGGCCGCUGUCUCAGAUGCAACCACGCCAACGACGCCACAGCCCGGCCGAUAGAGAGGUACUUAUGCAUAAGUGUUGACCAGCAGGGACCGGCCUGUACCGGCCUAUCUGGCCAGCAUGGCAAACCAUGUGGCGAUCUUCCCCACGGACUUAUGCGGGCGGAUAGGGGAUGCCAAAAAAAGAAAAACCCCAGCCCUCUCGGUCGGGCAUUCGGGCAGUGUGGGAAAGGGUGGGUUCACAAUCUUGUGCACAAUUUUAGCUGGAGCCCCGCCCCGGUGCUUUGCAUCUGCAAGCAGCAGGCAAUUGAGGAGCUAAUGUCGACCAGGGCCCUGCGCGAGACCAACCAAGUCCUCUGUUUAUUUUUUUUUCUCUCCUCUCCUCUGCUCCUCCUUUCGUCUUUGUCUCCCUCCCCAUCGGCUCGUUGCCCGGGGCCUUAUCUCGUUGUAUCCACAGCCCUGUCGGCGCGCAUCUGCUUCUGAUUCUGCUUCUCCUUCUCGGGGCUUCCCCUUCUCACUCUCGCUCGACGCCCGUUGUCUCUGUUCUGUACUUUCACAGCCUCCCGCUCGCUCGUAAUCAACCUGCGUCCAUCUUCUGCCCUUUUCUCGUAUUGCCGUCGACCCCUCUUUUUUAUCUGGCUUAUGCUUUGUGGCUCCAUGCAAGCUUGACCAAGCCCGACAACACGGGCCCACAUUCAUCCCAUUUCCCGCCAGGCAGGGAGCUCUGUGACGUCCAUCCCUUAUCUCGCACGACUGCGCCUGCUUGCCCGGGAAGGCUGCAUCGCGCCAUCGCACCGCAGCUGUGAGCAAGCAAUUCUUGGCUGCUCCUCGUCUCCUCCUUCUCCUACGAAUCUUCCAUGUCGAUCCCUACCAGUCAACCAACCGACUCCAACACCCCCUAAUUAUUCUUUGUCUCUGUUACUCGGGCCUCCUUAUUGGCAAAUUGUCUCGUCAAUUAAUCGAGUCCCUCGAGGACCCCAACCGUCCCCAUGGGCAAAAAAUGGCGAUACGGAGUCAUUCUUGACGCGGGUUCCUCCGGCACGCGGUUACACAUCUACAGGUGGAAGGAUCCAGCAAAGGCGCGGAAACAUGCCUCGCCGGAGGAGCUACAGCGGCUACCGCAGCUCGAGACCAAGGACAAAUGGACCAAGAAGACGCGCCCUGGCGUGUCGACCUUUGGCAGCAACCCAUCCGACGUCGGCCCCGAGCACCUCGAGGACCUCGUCGCCCAUGCCGUCAAGUACGUUCCCGAACACAAGCAGGCCGACACCCCAAUCUUCCUGAUGGCUACCGCCGGCAUGCGACUCCUGCCCCAGAUGCAGCAGAAGGCUCUGCUCGGCGAGAUCUGCUCGUACCUCCAAACCCACACCAUGUUUUCCCUCCCCGACUGCGACCUCCACAUCCAGGUCAUCAAGGGCGAGACCGAAGGACUGUAUGGCUGGGUCGCCUCAAAUUACCUCCUGGGUGGCUUCGACCGGCCCGACAACCACCAGCACGGAAAGGGCCACCAUACGUACGGGUUCCUCGACAUGGGCGGCGCCUCGGCCCAGAUCGCCUUCGCGCCCAACUCCACCGAAGCCCAGAAGCACGCCGACGACCUGAAGCUGCUUCGGCUGCGCACUUUGGACGGCCAGCCGGCCGAGCACAAGGUUUUUACCACGACAUGGCUCGGCUUCGGCGUGAACCAGGCCAGGGAGCGAUACGUGAAGAGCCUAGUUGAGGGCACAAGUGCGGGAAGCUCCGAGAUCCCGGACCCGUGCAUGCCCAAGGGGCUGAGGACAACGAUGCAUGGCGAGGUCGUCCAAGGCUCAGCCAGCCGCAACCGCACCCUGAUCGGCACCGGCCUGUUCAACGAAUGCGAGGUUAAGACGAGGCCGCUUCUGAACAAGGACGCCCCCUGUGUCGACCACCCGUGCCUGCUCAACGGCCAACACGUACCCGCCAUCGACUUUGACGUGAACCACUUUGUUGGCGUUUCCGAGUACUGGCACACGACCCACGGCGUUUUUGGCAAGGGCGAUACGGCCUACGACUUCACGACAUAUCAGCAGAGGGUUCGCGACUUUUGCAACCAGGACUGGGACGACAUCGAGGCGAAGCUGGACACUCGCGGGAAGCACAAGGCGAGAAACGCCCAGGAGGCAUGCUUCAAGGCCUCUUGGCUGCUCAACGUGCUGCACGAAGGUAUCGGCAUCCCGCGCCUCGGUCUGGACAAAACCCCCCACGCGCACAACGUAUCCAAGGGCGCACUGGAGACUGCCAAGGACAAGGGCUUUUUGGAUCCAUUCAAGGCGGUCGACACGAUCGAUGGCGUCGAGGUCAGCUGGACCCUGGGGAAGAUGGUGCUCUAUGCCGCCGGCCAGGUCCCGCCUGCCGAGACCUCCGCCAAGGCCCUGCCCGUAGGCUUCGGCAGCAACGCGAAGGGUGUCCCCGACGACUUCAACCAUGCCGGUUCCACCUGGAACCCCAUCUCGCAACAGGAAGGCGACGGCGACGACUGGGGUGACGCUGCCGAUGACAUUCUCGAAAAGGCUCGAUCCAAGUCGACUUCGGGCUUCCUCCUCUUCAUCUUGAUCCUCGUGGUGCUUGCCUACAUCUUUAGGAAGAAGGACCGGAGGUUACGGCUCUUCUCCAAGAUCAACGGUUUCACUCGGCGUUCGCGCAGGGCAGGCAGCCCUCGCAAAAGCGGCCGCGGGCUGACGGGCCUUCGCAACAAGCUCUUCGGGCGGGCGGGCACCACCAACUACGAACGCCUACUAGAGGACGGCGAGGCAGAGCAGUUCGCGCUCGGCGACAUUGACUCGGACGGAAGCGAGGGGUCAGACAGCAGCAGCAGCGAGGGAUCUGCUUCGUCUGGCAUCCGGCGCCAGGUCGUGUCAAUCUCGGGCAACGGCCGCUCGUCCGGGCUCGCGACGCCCAAACUCAACAUGGACGUGUACGACGAAUUCAGGGCCGGGUCGGCUAUCGACCGUAGCGGCCUUGUGGUUAGGACCGAGAGCCGCGAACGGCUGGUUCCCACGCUCCAGAUGUCCAACGCCGGCCGCCGGAGUCGUGCCAGCAGCCCCACGAGGCUGAAAAGCCCCAUGAAGUCGCCACUCCAGGAGACAUGACACGCGAUUUGAUCUCGUCGUUUUUGUCCGGUGUUUGGUGUUCAUAUUACGCUCUUCAAUUAUUUUUGGAUUCACUUUCUUAUCCCCUCCCCAUCAAGCUGGGAAGCCUGCCGCCAGGCUCGGUUUCUUUUUCUAUUCGCUUCUUUAUGGCGGGCCUCGCACAAAACAAGACAGCAUGAUCUAGAACAUGCAGACUCUUUGGUCUUCGGUCCUGUCGGUAUCGAUUACUGCUGUUUCUACUACGACUCUUUAUUUUAUACGGUUCUUACCCUUUAUCGUCUUUAUUUGUACAUUUCUGCUUGGUUGGGAUGGGGGAUCUUGUUAUUUUCUUUCAGACUUGGGCCCACGGAGAAAAAAGGCGUCAACUGGAUGGCAGCGAUUACACUUCCGCACGAGCAAUGUUCCAGAUGGCUUGUUGAGUUUGUUGUAUACGUGUUGCUUUCUUCUGUACGAGCUUAUUGAUGCCGCCUCGGGAGUUACAAAAACAGGACCGCUCAGGGUUGAACGUGGACUGCUCCGAGCUGGCAAACUGAGAAUUAUGCCAAAGGAUGCCCUUUACGGCAAUGACGCCUCCUGAUAGUUGUUUGUCUUGAUGAUAGAAUUUACGUUGUGAUAUACUUGUACUGUUCCCGAGCCAUUGAAAACAUGCAACCGUGAGAACUCCUACCCGAUACGCCAAACAGACCAAAUGUUGAAAAGUGACACCCC